AUGUCGAAUUGUCAAGUCUGCAAUGAUCUCAAACAAAAGAGAUCGGGAGUGAGGCUCGCCAUCGAAUUUACAUCCAGCGAAUUAGAUCAAUCAGCACUUGUCAGAAAAUGCCAAUUCUGUUCUAUUAUGCGACAGGGAAUUCUUCUUAUGCAAGAUGAAAGUUGGUCAUUUGCGACGGAUGUCUCUACUGUCAAUGGCUAUGCAUUCUCCGGCGACACACUCUUCUUGGAAAUCUACUUCCUCAAAGAAAAGCGAAAGCCAAGGGUCGUGAUAGAGUUUUUCACUGACAAAGCUCAUCCGGAUCUGAUGCUAAGGAAAGUCUUCUGGCCAAGGUCGACUCGCAAUGGCCACCCACUAUCCAAACAAGCAAUAGAGUGGGUGAAAACGAAAAUGGAGGAGUGUGACAUUGAUCAUCUAUGUCAUUCUUCAGAUCUAUCUCCCUUGCCAGACAGGGUCCUCUCACUCACAGCUCCGAUUGAAGGCAACAUCACGGUCAGGCUCACCGAACCAGUCAAAGGUCUAGGCAAAUACGCUACUUUGAGUCACCGUUGGAGCUUGGAUCACAACUUCAUCACCACCAUCGCGAACCUAGGUGACAGAAAAGAGGGAAUACCGUGGGAAGAACUUCCAAAAACGUUUCAGGACACCGUUCGGUUCUGCUUGGAGCUUAACAUAUCCUACCUCUGGAUUGACGCGCUUUGCAUUGUUCAAGACGACCCGGUGGAUUGGGAGAUUCAAUCCGCAAAAAUGGCCGACAUUUACCAUCAGUCAUGUCUCACGCUGGCUGCAACUUGGUCUGAUUCCAACUCGUCUGGAUGCUUCCCAACUCAGACAGAUGAAUACGCCGAGCACUCAUUGGAAGUUACAAAUUCGGCUCAAGACAACUUCUCGCUCAAAGUUCGUCGUAAGCUUCCCCAUUGGGCCACCAAUCCAACGGCGAUGCCAACACGGGACAAUCCGCUGCUCUCCAGAGCCUGGGUAUUCCAGGAACGAGUGUUGUCGCCAAGAGUCCUUCAUUUCUGCCUACGGGAGAUGAUUUGGGAGUGUUGUGAACACACAAUCUGCGAAUGUGGAGGGUUGUCGAACAGUCUCAAUCUGAAAUCAUUAUUCGCGAUUGCGUCACAGCUGAAAAUCAGCAGUAACCAGCCCGAAAGCGAAAGUGAAAGUUCAAGAAGAGAGGACGCUGUACAACCUGUGAUCUCACAAGUGAAUGAGCGACAGUCAAUUGGAAGACUCGAUCCGGAUUUUGAUGAGGUCAAUGAUCAACUUGAUACUCGAGAGCAGAGACUCAGAGCAUCACGAGAGGAUGCCUUGAAGACUUACAACCUACAAAUGAAAGAGAUACUUGUGCCUCUCAAACAGUGGCAUGGUCUCGUCGAGCACUACUCCAAGCUAAAGUUGACGAAACAGACUGAUCGCCUCCCAGCGCUGUCAGGUCUUGCGCAUCGUAUGGCUCCUUUCCUUGGCGAAUAUCAUGCUGGGCUAUGGAAGUCAUCCCUAUUUCGCGAUCUUGCUUGGGCUGCCGAUAAACCUUCAAGUCAUCUGAAUCGCUCUCGGGAAUACAUUGGCCCUUCCUGGUCAUGGGUGUCUGUAAAUGCAGGCGUUCGCUAUUUGAACGCAGAAGACAUUUGGUUCUCACCCGAACAGUACCACGUCCGUAAUACGGACCAUUCCCGGCAAAAAUCAUCUUACCGACGGCCAAUAAUUCGUUCGGUUCAAGUCAAGGCCAAAGGGAAGAACUACUAUGGCGAAGUUUCAUCCGCCACCUUAGUUGUUUCAGGUCUUUUACGCUCAACCACCUUGGUUGUCAACCCAGCCUUCCUAUCGCCAAGGGAUAUGACCACCUUUGAACUGGAGAUAGGGCUUUCCGAAGCUUCUUCGUGCAAAGUACCGUCCGUAAGAUUGCCGUUUUCAGCAGAUUAUCUGCCCAAUGAGCGAAUUAGACGCGAUUCAGGCGCACUCUAUCUCUUUGCACUCUUCCCCAGAGUAUGUCUUGUUUUGUCUGAUACGCGCCUGCGGAGGGAAGAAUUGAAGGUUUACCAACGCGUCGGGAUUGUUCAGUUGACUGAGCACCUUGAAUCAAGGUAUGGAAUUGACUGGUUAUAUGGCGCGCAACGCUGUGAUAUUAUGAUAAUUUAGCUCAAAAAAUACACACCACCAUAGGUAGUAGAGAAUCCAGGGUCCCGUCAAGCUUUUUU
Molecule: messenger RNA, 2198 nt
Organism: Trichoderma harzianum CBS 226.95
Lineage: Eukaryota; Fungi; Ascomycota; Sordariomycetes; Hypocreales; Hypocreaceae
Exons: 2
Coding region: 1-2139 (712 amino acids)
Source: RefSeq, a predicted model, not a curated record